Molecule: messenger RNA, 1440 nt
Organism: Caenorhabditis briggsae
Lineage: Eukaryota; Metazoa; Nematoda; Chromadorea; Rhabditida; Rhabditidae
Exons: 7
Coding region: 1-1440 (479 amino acids)
Source: RefSeq, a predicted model, not a curated record
AUGAACAACCAAAACGACGGAUCCAUCGAUUUCCUGGAUCUGGGACUUCCGGAAAAUUUAGGAGAUUAUUGUGACCCAGUUCUGAUGGCAGUGUGCCAAAAUACUCAGUUUUUCGAAAAUUCUGAAAAUGACGAUAUGCCGGUGAUAGAGCCAGAAGGUUUCGUCGAAGAAAUGAGACCAGAAGUCAUCCAGCAAGAUGUCCCAACAACCAACAAUCAAUUGGACUUUAUUAUGGAGGUUGAACAGAAUCUGGAUAAGCUAGUGAUCCACAAUCCAAACCAAGAGGACCCAACUUUGACCGCCAUUAAUGGCCGCCAGGAUGACUGGGAUUUAGAAAUGGACGACGAAUUCGUCUACACUGACCUGGACAACUGUCAACAAUAUGAUUCCUAUGACCGACAGCAAGAGGAGAUGCUGGAAUUUCAGCCAGAUCAAAAGGAGGACUUCUUCCAAUAUGAGCAACACCAACAGCCCUACCAGAUAAAUCGAAUGGAAGUCUUCUCGGGACCAUUGGAGCGUCUUCCCGAUUCUUAUCCGUAUCCGGAGAUUCAGAAGAAGACCAUUUUUGAGACUAAACCCUCCUUGCCAUAUUCACCAGCUCUAUCCCCGGAUUAUUCCGUGGAUUCGUACUUCAAAGUGGACAACAACACUAACUACUCACCACCACCCCCACCACAAUCCCCAAGAAAGAUGAGAAGCCGAAAAAAUUCGGAAGUCCACAGUAAGAUUGGCAUGAAGAAUGGAAAAAUGACCAUCGGAAAGGUUGCGCAUACGAUUUCCAACGAAAAACCCUUCCGGAACCGUAUGACGAAGGCCGAGAUGAACAAAAUGACUGAAAAGCAAAAAGAAGACCGCAAAAAGGGCCAAAACAAGGUCAACGCCAAGAAUUGUGUCGCUAGGAAGAACAAUGAGAAGACGGACCUUGGGGAAAAAAUCGAAAUUUGGGCGGGAAAUUUGAAAAUCGUUGAAAGAGCGAACGGAUUGCAGAAAAAUGGAUUGCUCAGCGUAUACUCUACCGUAAUCUAUGGCGAAUUGCAAAACAAUUCGCAAUAUGGAAAUUUGGCGCAGUUUGAGGAGGGAAUUGAGCUUGCGAGGGCUGAAAUCGAUCAAGAAAUCACAAAAAUCUAUCGAUUUUCGUUCCAGAAGUACCAGGAGGCUGAGACGGAGUUCGAGAAGUUCAAAAAGCCAAAAACCGAUGAGAACCUGUCCCAGAACACCUAUGCCUCGCGGAAAUCCCGAGCCAAAACCGCUUUUGAGCUGGCGAAAUUGAGAUUUGAAGCGAAAAAUCUGGAAGUGGAGCUGGAAAAAAAUGUGAAAUUCAGCGAGAAAUUGGAGGAUUUUUCGGCGAAAAUCAACGAGAUUUUGGUUGGAAUGGGACGGGGAAAACAGUUGGCUGAGAAGGUGGUUUAUGAUGGAUUCCAGACAUUUGAGCCAAGUUAA